Molecule: messenger RNA, 2921 nt
Organism: Bemisia tabaci
Lineage: Eukaryota; Metazoa; Arthropoda; Insecta; Hemiptera; Aleyrodidae
Product: tubulin polyglutamylase TTLL5
Biological process (GO): microtubule cytoskeleton organization; protein polyglutamylation
Cellular component (GO): ciliary basal body
Molecular function (GO): tubulin-glutamic acid ligase activity; tubulin binding
Source: RefSeq, a predicted model, not a curated record
UUUUCCGAAAAUCUUUGUGCUUGCUGGUAAUGAUACAUCAUUCUCUUGAAAAUUUCCGCGCCCGAUAGUGCCUGGCGUUCGAUUUUAAUUUUUUCCCCCGAGAAUUAAUGUGCUUAGUGGCGCGAUAGGUGCACAUCAAAUUUAAACUUAUCACUUUUACCUGAAACGUCCCUGAAUUUGCUGUAGAUAUUUUGUAAGUUCUGUGCGGCGCCUGAUUUGCGCGAGUUUUCUUCGCGAGGACAGAAUCGGGAAACUAUGCAAUGGUGGAAACUGGAAGUGGAGUUCGCGUGUUAUUUUGAAGUUUUCAACAGAUGAAUCUCCAUCCUUAACGCGCAGGAUUUUGCAUCAACGGAGGGAAAGACAAUGUGCUGUUUUGUGAUGAGAACCAUUUUAAAAACUAAAGAUUGGUGAAUGAGCAUAACGUGAAACAUGUUCAUACAUUAAGCAACCUAUUCACGAAGUUUCUUCCCGCGAUGAUAACGUAAUCGUUGGUGAACAUUCGGCGGAGGAAAGCGACGGUAUUUAAAACCUGGCACUUCAUUUUCGAACUCCUAAAGCACGGAAAAAACCCAGCUUUGAAGAACAAUUUACGAUGCAACAAAAAAUCAACCUCUCUUGAGGCAAACGUUCGUUUUUUAAGCGAGAGACAGGUUCAAAAUGAAAAAGCGCGGAAUGUUCGAGUAUUAGAAGUGUCUGCGUUUGAAAUCCGACGAUUAAAAUUGUUCCUUGGAAAUCCACCGAUUUCAAAAGUGCCGGAUUUCUGCAGAAUUUUCGAAAAUAGUAGGCAGGGCCUCGAUUUUGACGCGUGCGACGGGUGAUUUCCAGCUUUACUCGAGGAGAAAAAAAGUGAAAAGAAGAGGUGAUCGACCCGAGGAUAAAAUGCGCAGCUCUCGAGAAGCAUUGAGCAUAAAUUGAAAAAAGAAAAAAAAGGAGCGUUAUCUACCAACGACUUCAAUUGUUCUUAUCGAGCGGUCAAUACAAGUCGCAUGAAUGACGAAGUUAGCAUACAAACGAAGAGCAGAAAAGGCCCUGAACAUGGAAAACUGCUACUACUACCCGUGCCCGCUGACGGACGGGAUCUCGCAAUCGAUCGAGGCGUCGAGCAAGUCGCAGGUGUUCGAGGAGUGGACGGCCGGCACCUCCCGGAACACGGUCCUCAAGUUCCGCCGGAGCGCCCUCUCCAAGCCGCCCCCCGAGACCCCCGCCAACAUCCUCCACAUGACCUUCAAGACCCAGCAGGCCGAGACCAAGCUCCUCAUCGCCCUCCUCCACUCGCACGGCCUCCAGGAGGUCGCCCAGGAGAUCUCCGAGUUCAACCUCCUCUGGACCGGCGUCCACCUCAAGCCCCAGAUCCUCCGCGCCAUGACCGUCCACCAGCGCGUCAACCACUUCCCCCGCUCCUACGAGCUCACCCGGAAGGACCGCCUCUACAAGAACAUCGAGAAGAUGCAACACGUCAAAGGUCUCAAGCACUUCAACUUCUUACCCUUGACCUUCGUCAUGCCUGAGGGCUUCCGCGACCUCACCACCUCCCACUACCGCCACCGCGGGCCCUGGAUCAUCAAACCCGUCGCCUCGUCCCGCGGUCGCGGCAUCCACAUCGUCAACUCGCCGGAGGACGUCCCGCUCGAAGAACCCGUCGUCGUCGCCAAGUACAUAGAGAACCCUCUCCUCAUAAACGGUCGCAAGUGCGACUUGCGGAUCUACGUGGCCGUCACCUCGUACGACCCUCUCAUGAUCUACAUGUACGAGGAGGGCUUCGUCCGCUUCGCGACGGUCAAGUACACCGUCGGCAGGAAGAACCUCUGGAACUCCUGCAUGCACCUGUGCAACUCGAGCAUCAACAAACACCACUCGGAUUACAUCCGCACCGACGAUCCCGAUGCCGAGGACGUGGGCAGCAAGUGGACUCUGAGCGCCCUCCUCCGUUUGCUGCGAUCCUCCAACGUGGAUACGGAGUCCUUGAUGCUGCAGAUCGAGGACAUCGUCAUCAAGUCCAUCCUGGCCACCGCUCACCCCAUCGUGGCCGCUUGCAAGCUCUUCGUCCCGCACUCGAACUGCUGCUUCGAGCUCUACGGUUUCGACAUCCUCGUCGAUUCCGAUCUGAAGCCCUGGCUCUUGGAGGUCAAUCUCUCGCCUUCUUUGGGGUGUGACUCCCCCCUCGAUACCAAGAUCAAGUCGGCCAUGCUGGCCGAUUUACUGACCCUUGUGGGUCUCCCGGCGGUCGACCCGAUGGUUAGCCGCCCGGCGACGAAGUAUCGCCCUUACAGUGCCUUCGUCUCGCGGAGGGAGAAGCUGGAGGACUCUUUGGCGCUGCCCCGGAUGAAGAAGAGCACGGCGAGUGCGACCGCUUUGAGCCCGGACGAAUCGCGGUUGAUCCGCAACGUCAGGGCGCAGUACGAGCGUCGCGGCGGGUUCAAUCGGAUCUUCCCGUCGGCGGACACCUGGAAGAGAUACUCCAUGUACCUGGAUCAGACGACAGGUAUCCCCAUCUCGGGGAACUCGAAUUUGAGCAGCGUCAUUCCGAUGACGCAUAAUUAUAAUUACUUCUUGCACCAGUACUUGUUCCCGGAUAUAGCGCUCCCGCUCUCGAGUAAGAGCUCCAAGCUGCGCCCGUACAGUCAGAUGAACAGCAUCUCCAGUCGGAGAGUCAAGAAGAAAGAGGCGCCCCCGAAGAUUAGCAAGACCUCGAAGCGCGCGUCGGAGGUGCUGAGCACGAUCUCCUUGAACGGGACCAGCAAGAAGUUGCCCACCUUACAGAUUGUAUAACCGAUCUCGCAUCGAAAAUGGAGCCUCCUCCUGUCUUUUCUUCGGUUCGGUGCUUCGGUAUAAAUAGGAAAUCGCAAUUAUUGUGUUCAAAACAACUGUGUUCAAAACUGCCUAGAUCUAUUUUGAUAAGUAUGAAAAUUUAGGUGCACUGG